AUGGACACCUAUUCAAAGCUUUUAUUAGGAAACCAGCUAUUUCCAAUUGAUGCUAUAGAGCAUUUCGGUAAAAGACACCCUAAAUGGUAUAAUAUGAGUGGGAGGGAAAAGGCAUCGCUAAUGCUACAUGUAAUGAUAUGCAUGUUGUUGUGUAAUAAGAAGAAGACCGUUGACCACUUGUUUGCAAGAAAAAGGAAGGGUAAGGAAGUGCAAGGCGAGACAUCUGAGAACCUGGACAUCGUUGACUUGGAAACACGCAAAUUAAUAAGGGUUAGGUAUUCAAUUGCAUCUUCUUUGAAAUCUUCAAAGCUACCAAUGAAAUGA
Pieris macdunnoughi is the source of this 324-nucleotide messenger RNA. The record is from the annotation of a GenBank genome assembly. NCBI's taxonomy places the organism in Eukaryota, Metazoa, Arthropoda, Insecta, Lepidoptera, Pieridae.